Drosophila takahashii is the source of this 2220-nucleotide messenger RNA. NCBI's taxonomy places the organism in Eukaryota, Metazoa, Arthropoda, Insecta, Diptera, Drosophilidae. The record is from RefSeq and is a predicted model, not a curated record.
AUGAGUCUUUCCGAUCAGAUCGUCAGUCCCGCCGAUGAGGCCGAUGAGUCCGAUGCCGCAGCCAUCGUGGCCAACGAUAUUGCUCCCAUGGAGCAGGAGGCCCUGGCCAAACGGCAGCUAACCAUUGAGAUCUUCACACACUUCCUGAAUAUCUCGGUGGAGGAAAAUCGAGAAAUCGAUGAAAAGAUUAUCGUAAAGUUAUUGGAGAACCUAGACACAAAGGAUUCGGGAGAGCGCGAUUGUUCACAGGAGCUUUUGUUUCGCAUCUACCGAAGGUUUGAAGGAUUGCGUCCUUAUAUUCGAAAGCAGAUUACCAACGUAUUCUAUCGAUUCAUUCAUGAAACGGAACAAAUUGAUGGCAUUGCAGAGCUUUUGGAGCUGUUAAAAGUAAUAAUUAAGAAUUAUGAUGUACUACCGCUGGCCGAUCGAGAGCAGUUACUGCUCAAUGUCCUCUUGCCAUUGCACAAAAGCGAAUCACUAAAAACCUUUAACGUUCAGCUGGAGAGCUGCGUUCUAGAUUUGCUGAAGGAGAAUGCAUCUCUCAUUCCCAAGUUUAUCAACGGCCUGCUAAGGCUCUGGCCCAAGACAUCAACGAAGAAGGAGGUCAUAUUCAUGAAGGAGUUGGUUAAGAUUCUGCAAAUUACCAAGCACAAACAGUUUCUCAAAAUCCUGAUACCGCUGUUCCAUCGGACUGCCAAAUGCGUGUCCAGUCCUUGUGUUCUUGUAGCCGAGGCUGCUUGUUAUCUGUGGAGCAAAAAGGAGAUCGUUCGGCUUAUAAUAAAGAACAACGAGGACAUCAUGUCCAUCAUGUUCCCCACGCUGUAUCAAGUUAGCAGGGAGCAUUGGAGCCAACAUAUCAGGGACAUUGUCUAUAGCGUCCUAAAGAUCAUAAAGCAGAUUAACGAGGACCUAUUCAUGCAGCUGUGCCGCACCUACAACUACAAGUUGGAGCUCAAAACUCUCUGCUCUCUCUUGGCUCUCAGCCAGGCCAAACCCCAGGGCUACAACUAUGGCAGCGGAGUCUCCGGUUCGCUGACCACCAGCGGCGGUUCCAGCGGCUCCUUCCUGGCCGCCCCCAGCCACGCCUCCUAUGGCCCGCUGGGUGCCUUCCAGACGGCCAGCGUUGGCUCUUUGGUGGGCAGCUCCUCUGCUCCCCAGGCUGUGAGCCACUAUGGUGGCGGAAAUGGAGCUACCUACUCCACUGGUGGUGGAAAUGGAGGAGCUACCUACUCUACUGGCGGCGGAAAUGGAGGAGCUACCUACUCUACUGGCGGCGGUCAUGGAGGAGCCACCUACUCCACUGGUUCUUCCAACUACGGCGGCGGCAGCUCCAGCUUCACCGGCUUCGGCCCAUCGCCCAACAUCGGAUUCGGCGUUCUGGCCGGCUAUCAGGCACCCAGCUACCAGCAGCAGCAGGAACAGGAGGUGCAGCGCGGCUUCCAGGAGCCCAUCAUCCACAAGCAAUUCUUCACAGUCGCCGCACCCGAAGAGCAUGAGAAUCUGGAGCGUUCCAAGCAUCUGGUGAUUGGACGUCCGCAGAAGAACUAUCGUGUCGUUUUCAUCAAGGCCCCGUCGUCGAGCAAUGCGAAUGUCAAGCUGUCGGCCGAAUAUGCGCCCAAGGAGGAGAAGACCGUCAUCUAUGUGCUCAGCAAGAAGGACAACCAGCUGGAGGUCAACGAUAUUGCCACGCCCGCACCCACGGUGCCCAGCAAGCCGGAGGUCUUCUUCAUCAAGUACAAGACCGAUGCGGAGGCCUCUCAUGCCCAGCAGCAGAUUCAGGCCGAAUACGACAGGAUCGAGGGAACCUCGGAGCACCAGGAUGGCGGAGUGGCCCCCGCUCAGUCGGUGGUGGGCAUUCUGGAUGGUGGUGCUGUUGGCGCCGCCAGCUCUGGCAGCUCUCACUUCGUUUCCGGCUCCACUGGCGGCAGCUCUGGCUUCGUUUCCGGCGAAUCCACUGGCUCCAUUGGAUCCACUGGCGGCAGCUACACCUCCUCCUCCUCCUCGGGCGGCAGCUCUGGCGGCAUCUCUGGCGGAAUCUCUGGAGGAGCCAUCAUCAAGAACGCCCAGAGUGCCACCUAUCUGCCUCCCAGUGGCAAAUAGAUGAUCACUCUGAAGUGGCUGAGGCUUAGCAACAAUUUUACUGUACAGUGAUGCAAUAGUCAAAGGUUUUUUUUUUUUUGAAAGCAUAAAUAAAUUUUUAACGACAUAGAAGAAUAUAAA